GAGAUCUCCCUUUGAGUCAUUCGGCUCCUCUCUCUCUCUCCCUCACCCCCCUCCCUCUCUCUCUCUCUCUCUCUCUCUCUCUCUACCUCCUCCAAUGGAUGGAGCUAUCUAAUGGGUAUCACCAGGCACUAAUGGCAGCCAAUUCAUCAAAACCUUCUCUGCUGCAAGAACAACAGGAUGAAAAGAAGCAAAAAGAUCAACAAAAUCAAGCCCUGAGAUGCCCUAGAUGUGAUUCCACAAACACCAAAUUCUGCUACUACAACAACAACAGCCUCUCUCAGCCCAGAUACUUCUGCAAGACUUGCAGAAGAUACUGGACAAAGGGAGGAACCCUAAGAAACAUAACAGUUGGUGGAAGCAGUAAGAAGAAGAAGAAAUCUUCAUCCUCUUCAUCCAUGAAUUCACUUCCUCCAGAACCUCAACUGAAUUUCCUCAUACAAAAUACCACAAAAAUGACCAGCUUGAGCGGACCCACUGACCUCACACUGAAUCAUAACCCUAACCCUAACCCUAGAUUGCUGGAAAGCCUCUGUUAUGGGUUUGGUGAUGGUGGAGGUCAUGAUCAUGGAGCCAUGCUUCCUUUACAUGGUGGCAGUGUCAGCACAACUGCAACUACUGCAACAAGAAUGGUGGACAGAAAUGAUGAGGCAGGAGCUAAUAAUGCUGCAAGCUUGGGAUUGGAGUCUGGAAGUCAUUAUAAUUGCACAUUUUAUUUAUUUUUAUGAUUUAUAAUAUGUAUCAUG
Phalaenopsis equestris is the source of this 743-nucleotide messenger RNA. Its product is annotated as dof zinc finger protein DOF3.1-like. Gene Ontology annotation, molecular function: DNA-binding transcription factor activity; DNA binding. NCBI's taxonomy places the organism in Eukaryota, Viridiplantae, Streptophyta, Magnoliopsida, Asparagales, Orchidaceae. The record is from RefSeq and is a predicted model, not a curated record. The coding region runs from base 99 to 725 and encodes 208 amino acids. The transcript is spliced from 2 exons. Gene Ontology annotation, biological process: regulation of DNA-templated transcription.